Molecule: messenger RNA, 987 nt
Organism: Populus trichocarpa (black cottonwood)
Lineage: Eukaryota; Viridiplantae; Streptophyta; Magnoliopsida; Malpighiales; Salicaceae
Exons: 2
Coding region: 1-987 (328 amino acids)
Source: RefSeq, a predicted model, not a curated record
AUGAAUGAAAGUGAGUUUGGCUUGAAAUUGUUGUAUCAGUUGUUUAGAGAGGUUGUUUUGUAUGUUGGGGUAGAAAACAUUGUGCAUAUGGUGACUACUAAUGCUACAAAUUAUGUUGCUGCUGGCAAGUUAUUGAUGGAAGAAUUUCCUUCAAUAUUUUGGUCUCCUUGUGCUGCUCAUUGCAUCAACCUCAUACUCCAGGACAUUGGUAAAUUGCAGUCAGUUUGUUGUGUUGUUGAGCAUGCUUCUGGUAUCAUAAAGUACAUUUAUAAUCAUUGUUAUCCAUUGUAUUUGAUGAGGAAGUUCACUAGAGGAAAAGAAAUACUUCGUCCAGCUCCUACUCGUUUUGCUACCAAUUUCAUUGCAUUGCAAAGCAUUUUAGCUCAUAAAGAUGAGUUGAGAACUAUGGUGACAUCUAGGGAAUGGAUCUCAUCUGUUUAUGCUAAAGAUAGCAAAGGAAAAAAGUUUGUUGAGAGUGUGCUAGACUCUCUGUUUUGGGAAGAAUGUGCAAUAAUUGUGCGAAUGAGUGAGCCUUUAAUUCGAGUUCUACGAAUGGUUGAUGGUGAUGAUAGACCUUCGAUGGGAUAUUUGUAUGAUGCUAUUCAUCAUGCAAAAGAAGAAAUGAUGAGGAGAUUUCAAAAGAGAAAGGCUAGAGUGAAACCUUUCAUAGACAUUAUCAAUAAUCGGUGGGAUGGACAAUUUUAUAGAAAUUUUUAUGCAGCGGCAUUUUGGUUGAAUCCUCGAUUUCAAUAUGAUGCAAAUAUAAUGGAUAAACAUAUGAGCACCAUUUCUGGACUUCUAGAUGUUCUUGAGAAGUAUGCACAUGGAAAUCUACCAUUGCAAAAUGAUUGUGACGAUGAAGUUUCAAAGGAGCAUGCUGAUGAUUUAUUAGGUGUUGACGAUAUUAGCUCAAUUCCAUCGAUAUUUGAUCCAAAUUUUGCUCCUAUGGACAUAGAAGAACUUAAUGUGUUCAUUCAACAAAAGUGA